GAAAACAGAAGCCUUGCUGAUGAUUUGUAUAAUGGAGUGCGAAUCCUGUGCUGGGUGAUGACUGGGCCCCAGAAUCUGGAAAAUAAAGCCAAACAUGUCAAAGCCACCUGGGUUAAAAAUUGUAACUCUGUGCUUUUCAUGAGCUCUAAAGAAAACAAAGAUUUCCCUACAGUGGGACUGGAUGUUAUAGAAGGCAGAAAUGAGCUGAACUGGAAAACUGUCAAAGCUUUCAGAUAUAUUUCUGACCAUCACUUGAAUGAAGCUGAUUGGUUCUUGAAAGCAGAUGAUGACACAUACGUUAUUGUUGAAAAUCUGCGUUGGCUAUUAUCAAAGUACUCUCCAGAUCAACCCAUAUUCUUUGGAAGAAAAUUUAAGCCAUUUGUGAAGCAAGGAUUCAUGAGUGGUGGAGCUGGAUAUGUACUGAGCAAGGAAGCAGUGAAAAGAUAUGUUGAUAUCUGCAAGACUGGUAAAUGCAGUUAUUCUACAGCUCAAGAAGAUGUGGCCAUUUCAAAGUGUUUGGCGGGUCUUAAUGUAUCAGCUGGCGACUCCAGGGACACAAAUAAAAGGGAAACCUUUCAUCCUCUUCCGCCAGAACAUCAUUUGAUAAAAAAAUAUAUACCACGAUCAUCCUGGUACAGAAAGUAUUGCUUUUAUCCCAUUACAGAGGGGCCUGGAUGUUGUUCUGAUCUGACAGUGUCAUUCCACUAUGUCGAUUCUGUGAACAUGUAUCUUUUAGAGUACUUGACUUAUUGUCUCCGACCAUAUGGCUACAAGUAUAGAUAUUAUCCAGAGUCUGCAGCAAAGGAAUUGAAGCAGACAUAGAUUUCUGUGAAACUUCUGUUCAAAUUUAUGUGUUAGAAAUGAAUGGUCAACAAAAUGUUUUGGAGAUUUGAGUUUUGCCCAAAUUACACUGGACAACACAGCAACAUAAGUAAUUAUAUGGCAUGGUUGUAAACAAUCACAUAUGGAUAUCAGUGGGAUUUUUCUUUCUUUUACUACUGGCUUGAAAACAAGCAAUUAAAUUUGUAUCAUGAUAAAUAAAAUAUGUGUGUAUUCAUUCAUGACUCCAUGGGAACCACUGUACAUAGUCUUGUCUGCAUUGAUGUUUAAAUGAGGAUAAGAAGGGCCUGUAUUAAAGCUUUAUUUUUGGAUUUGCUGCAUUCCUUCAGCAACAGCCUGACAACAUUAUAUCUGGUCUCAUUGAUGCUUGUUAGAAGUAAAACUAUUUAGAGUUGCUGUUUACUAUCUUGCUGAAAGAUAUGAUUAUUGGGUACAAACAUGAUUCGACUUUCCUGUAAGUCUUUACUGUAUUGAUUCACACUCAAGACACUUUUCCCCCCACAAAAUGAAUGGAGACCUAUAACAGUUACAGAAUGGGACCACAAGCAGACAUUGCAAUACAUAUUAGGAGAGCAACUUGUUUUAAGAACCAUAAAAAAAUUGUUGCCAUUGCACGAGUGGCCCAAGGAGAUAAAGAAAUCCAU
Messenger RNA from Amblyraja radiata (thorny skate), 1484 nucleotides. RefSeq names its product glycoprotein-N-acetylgalactosamine 3-beta-galactosyltransferase 1-like. The record is from RefSeq and is a predicted model, not a curated record. Bases 58 to 822 code for a protein of 254 amino acids. NCBI's taxonomy places the organism in Eukaryota, Metazoa, Chordata, Chondrichthyes, Rajiformes, Rajidae. The transcript has 2 exons. Gene Ontology annotation, molecular function: N-acetylgalactosaminide beta-1,3-galactosyltransferase activity. Gene Ontology annotation, cellular component: membrane.